AAAGACCUUCAUCUUUUCAACUCUCAUCAGCGUAAAACACUCAUUCAAAAACAAAAUCUAUCUGUUCAACUGAAAACCAAACUCAUUAGAAAUGAAGUUCUCUAUUUUCCUUUCCAUCCUGCCCUUCCUGAUUGGCGCCAUUGCCCUCCCAGCCGAGAAGAAGACUAGUAAAGGUUUCAGUGUUGUCGCCAUCAACCCUGAAUCUCCUGUUCACAACCUGAAAUUGGACGCUUCUUCCACCUAUCUGUACCUAAACGGUGAGACCACCGUCUGGUGUCCCCCCCAAGUGGGUAAGGCUAGCGAUUGCCCUGGUGGCAACACCACUGUCCGAGAUACCCCUGUCUUAGCAUCUGCAAACUACAUGUCCGCCAAGAUACCCGGUGGUGAACACAUCUACGUUGACCCCAAUGGUCACGUCAGAUACACUGGGGGCAGCGACAGCAAUAUGGAACCCGGCUCCUCUACGAAUGGCUUUUCGCAGGUCGAGAGUGAGUGGAAGUACAAGGCAAAUGGCGCGAAUGGCUUCCUAGCCUGCCCUUUCCGUGGUGGAAAUGAUAUCUGGGAAGUGUUUGUUAACGCUAAGAACAUUACCACCUACCAGGGUGUGGAUGCAUGCCAUCCUUUCAAAGCCCAGACUACGCCCUGGCAGUCUUCUGACGGUCGCACAUUUGCUGUUUGGUCGUACACUUAAGGAGGAUUUGUUGUUGGAGACGAAGUGGAUUCGGUUGAAUCCUAUUGGGUGGUGAACAGGGUGUUAUAUAUAUUCACAUUGGCACCUGUUUGGGUUGCUUUGAUCACAUGGCCUUAUUAUAUUCCAUCAAUAUAUAUAAAAGAUAGUUUGUAAAUUAAAUUUUCUACAAAUGAGCUCGCUC
Molecule: messenger RNA, 872 nt
Organism: Aspergillus ruber CBS 135680
Lineage: Eukaryota; Fungi; Ascomycota; Eurotiomycetes; Eurotiales; Aspergillaceae
Exons: 3
Coding region: 92-691 (199 amino acids)
Source: RefSeq, a predicted model, not a curated record